CCCGGAAGUCCGUUUUCUUACCAUGUGUAACCAUUCUGUUUCUGAAGCUCAUGUGAAGGAAGCUGUUUUCUGUAUCAGAUAUCGAGGUGAAUGAAAUGACGACUGCGUUAUUCAGUAAUGAUGGGGAGGAAGCGAUUCACCGAAGCCUUACGACUACAGACAAUGACGUAAUCAAGAGCCCAGAGGAAUCAUUGGAUGAGGUCUAUGAAACUGAAAAGACUAUUUCUUUCAUUCAGAAGACAGGUGCCAGGAAGGUUGCGCUGCAGUUUCCUGAUGAGCUUUUGGUUGAUUCUGUCACCGUCUCAAAAAAAUUAGAAGCUGCAACAGGAGCUAAAACCUACAUCUUAGGGGACACUUCGUAUGGCAGCUGCUGUGUAGACGAGGUGGCUGCCGAGCAUGUUGGAGCUGAUGCCCUUGUACAUUAUGGCCGGGCAUGUCUCACUCCUUGCACCCGCUUGCCCGUCUCUUACGUUUUUGGGCACAAGAAAGUUGACAAAGAUCUUUGCUCUUACACCUUCCGGAACCUCUAUCCUGACACAAAGAGCCACGUGGUAGUUCUCAGUGACGUGGUGUAUAGUCAUAUUAUAGAUGACUUGAAGUCCCUCUUGGCCUCGGAUUACACCAAUGUUGUCUUCUCCAAACUGACCUUGCAAGGAGAGACACCUUCUCCAGAUGAGAUCUGCAAGUUUGGUCGCACUUUCUCUCCAGAGCCAAACCUCUGGCCUGCGGGUUACAGCAUUUUCUAUGUGGGAGGUGAGGGACCAACUCUCAGCAAUCUUAUGUUGACCUGGCCCAGCUGCUCCUUCUUCAGUUUUAACCCAGAGACAGGGGAGGGCAGGAAAGAAGGUCUCAGAGUGAAUAGUGCUUUAAUGAAACGGUUUUAUUUGAUAGAAAGAGCCCGUGAUGCCAAAGUGGUUGGCAUUUUAGUGGGCACACUGGGAGUCACAGAUUACCUUUCUGCACUAAACCAUCUGAAGGACAUUAUUCAUCGUGCUGGCAAGAAAAGUUACAUGCUUGCCAUGGGAAAGCUAAACCCAGCUAAACUGGCCAACUUCCCAGAAAUUGAUAUAUUUGUGUUGGUGGCCUGUCCAGAGAGCUCGCUGCUUGACUCCAGUGCUUUCUAUAGGCCAAUUGUGACUCCUGACGAGAUGGAGGUUGCAUGUAACCCCGCGCGGGAGUGGAGUGGCUACUGCAUCACUGACUUCAAGGAGCUACUUCCAGGUGGAGCUGCCCAUGUGGAGUUUCCAGAGAUUGACCCAUCAGACGCUGACUACACAGAUGUGUCAUUAAUCACAGGGAAGUUAAGAUCUUAUGGACUCUCUGAGGAAAGGGUGCCAGGCACAGAGCCGUGUAAGACGCUAGCAGAGAGAAACAAUGCUACAACAUUGGCGGAAAUGGGACCUGCAGCCUCAUAUCUGGCCUCCCGUACCUGGCAGGGAUUGGACAGAGCUUUAGGUGAAACGCCGGUUGUCAAGGCGACAGAGGGGCGUAGAGGAAUCGCCAUUGCCUAUGAGGAUGAAACCGGCAGCUGAUCAGCAGAGAUGUGUGAAAGACUGAAUCUCAUUACCUAAGUGUCAAGUGCGGCUCAGUAAAAGGUCAUUAGUAUUAGGUUGUAAAGUGAGGAUCCGAGACGGCGCAGCAGAGCGCACCAUAGUCAUGAGUUUAAUAUUCAUCAACUACAAGACCAAAAGGCAAAGAAAGUGAAACGUCAGUGUAUGGGAAGGUGGGGGACCUUGGUAUAAGGGCAUGUCUGUGCAUUAUAGACGGGAAGUUCCCUGUAAAUUCUACUAACUGUACUUAAAGCGAUAUGAAACCCAUUUUAUUUUCUUUCAUGAUUCGGAUAGAACAUACAAUUUUAAUUCUAUUAUCAAAUGUACUUUGUACUCUUGAUAUCCUUUGUUGAAUGACCAGCAAUGCACUACUGGGAGGUAGCUGAAUGCAUCAGGUGAACCAAUGAGAAGAGGAAUAUAUGUGUAGCCACCAAUCAGCAGCUAGCUCCCAGUAAUGCAUUGCUUCCCCUGAACCUACCUAGGUAUUCUUUUAAACAAAGGAUACCAAGAGAACAGAGCAAAUAAUAAUAUAAGUAAAUUGGAGAGCUGCAUGCUUUAUCUGAAUCAUGGCAGAAAAAAAAAUUGUGUUUCCUGUCCUUUUAAAGGGCCCUUCUAGUGAUAAAAAACAAGCAUUUAAUUUGUAAGUGCUUGUAAUUUUACCACUAGCGAUGCUGCAAGUCUAUGCGUUUUAACCCUGCAAAGGGGGAAAAAAACACAUAGUUAAAGUACCAGAACCAACUGUUCUCUGCAGCUUCCAAUUGUUACUUUUAUAUGUUUAAUCCCUUUGGGGAGGGGAAGGUUAAUAAUAAAGACUUGCGUGUGUGUUUAAAUUAUACAAUGUUUUCAUUAUAAUUGCCCUUUAAAAGGGAAUAAACACUUGUAAUUACAAGACUUUUCUGCAGUCUUGCAAUAAAUUAACUUACCAAACAAGUGUAAAAGUUUUCUUGAUACAUUAACACUUUACACUAAUUGGUUUUAAUUAGCCAAAAUCUCCCCCCACUUGCCCUAUUUGUAGGAGCCAAUCGGGACUUGUUACUGCAGUAGGCACAGCUAGCCACAGCAUUGUUAUGCAGUAUCUUCUCUUAUCACAUUUGCUGAGGCCAAUAAGCAGCAGAUAUGUAGCAGCGUUAGGCUCAUGAAGUCAGCAUUGUGCACCAGUUCUCAGAGCUAAAUUACAGGAAAAGUGGGCAAUUUUUUUUUAUAAAUCUUAAAAGUAUCUUUAAUUCAAGAGAACAAGAUCAGGAAAUCAUGUUGCAUACAAUUAAAGGGAUAGGAAAGUCCAAAUUAAACUUGCAUGAUUUAGGUAGAGCAGGUCAUUUUAAGACACUUUUAAAUUCACUUCUAUUUUCAAAUGUGCACUCCAUCAGAUGAGAAAAAUAAGCAGUCUGUAGACAGAGCUAUUAAAUUGUUGCAAAGUAUUUAUUCAAACAACAAAUCUACAGGUAAACACAGGUAUUUUCAAAUGUGCUUUGUUCUCUUAGUAUCUCCUUGUUAAAAAAAGAAUACGCACAUAUCGUAUACUAGUGGGAGCUGCUGCUGAUUGGUGCCUGCACACAUUUGUCUCAUGUGAUUGGCUAACUAGAUAUUUUCAGCUUCCUGUCAGUAGUGCAAUGCUGUUCCUUCAGCAAUGGAUAACAAGAGAAUGAAGAAAAUUUGAUAAUAUAAGUACAUUUGAAAGUUGUUUAAAAUUAUAUGUACUGUCUGAAUCAUAAAAUAAUUUUUGAGCUUAAUUUUUUGAGCUUAUUUUACCUUUAAUGGCUGUCACGGCUGAAUGUUUACAGAAAUCUCCCAGGAUUUAAUGAAGUUUUAUCAGAAUUGUCUCUACUGCAUUAUAUAUUUCCCAUUUUGUUCUCUUAAAGGGACAGGAAACCCAAAAUGUUUCUUUCAUGAUUCAGAUAGAGAAUACAAUUUUAUUACAAGACCAGAGACUCAUAUUUUGCUUUCUUUCCUUUACUACUUAAAUGCAUUUAAGUAGUAAAGGAAAGACAGCAAAAUACUUGUCUCUGUGUCUUUAAUAAAAUCUAGAUUAUACCUUCAUAACUUAGGAUAAUCCGAAUUUUAUUACAAGACCAGAUACUCAUAUUUUGCUUUCUUUCCUUUACUACUUAAAUGCAUUUAAGUAGUAAAGGAAAGAAAGCAAAAUACUCGUCUCUGUGUCUUUAAUAAAAUCUAGAUUAUACCUUCAUAAUUUAGGAUAAUCUGAAUUUUAAACCAUUUUCCAAUUUACUUCUAUUAUUUAAUUUGCCUCAUACUUCAGCAAUCCUUUGUUGAAGAAAUAGCAGUGCACAUGGGUGAACCAAUCACACGAGGCAUCUAUGUGCAGCCACCAAUCAGCAGCUACUGAGCCUAUUAAGAUAUGCUUUUCAACUAUAGAUAUCAAGAAAUGAAGCAAAUUAGAUAGUAGAAGUAAAUUUAAAAGUUGUUUAAAAUUGCAUGCUCUUUCUAAAUCUGAAAUAAAAAUUUGCGUUUCAUGUCCCUUUAAGAGCAAGCAAAGCUAUAAUGUCCUAUAAAAGAAGGCUGAGGCAUGCUCAGGUGUGUGCACUUGUACGGAGCACUAUUUGGUAGAAUUGUUGGUAAAAACAUGCUCCUGAGCUGAUACCCCAGUAUGCUCUCAUGUAAAGGAACUGGGGGCCUGAUCAUCUAAAUAGAUAAUCUAGAGAUGUUCAGGUGAUAUUUUCUAGUCAGCUUUUUACAGCUAAGCUGCAUCACUUUCAAAUGCUCCAUUAUUUGUGUAUCAUGUCCCUUUAGCUUGUAACCCUUUCAGUUUCAUUAUCAAUUUCCUUUUUAUUAAGUUAAUCAACGUCUAUACCAGCAGCUGAGUAUAAAAUGCUUGAUAAAUUGUUCUCUUGGGUUUACUUUUGUAUAUGAAAUAGCGAACAAUAAGAAAUUAACAUUGUCUCUAUGCGUAAAGAGACAUAUAACCCAACAUGUUUCUUUAAUGAUUCAGACAGAGCAUGCAAUUUUAAUUUUUAAUUGACUUCUAUUAUCAAAUUUUCUUUGUUCUCUUGGUAUAUUUUGUUGAAAAGCAGGUAGGUUAGCUCAGGAGCAUGCACGUAUCUGGAGCACUAUAUGGCAGCAGUUUUGCUAGAAUGUUAUCCACUUGCAAUAGCCCUAGAUUGCAGCAUAAUUUCCUGCCAUGUAGUGCUCCAGACAUCUACCUAGGUAUCUCUUCAACAAAGAAUACAAUGGGAACAAAGCAGUUUGAUAACUUUAAGAAACUUGGAAACUUUUUUAAAAUUGUAUUCUCUGUCUGAAUUAUACAAGAACAUUUUUAAGUUUCAUAUUCCUUUAAGUAUUGAAAUGUACAGUAUAGGUGGGGAUACCACUGGCAAAACAGCUUUUUCAAAUGUCAACAUAAAGAUAAAGGAGUGAUUUGUAAACAAUUUAAUAUAGUCCAGCAGGUAAAAUGAAUCAUUGGGAAUAAAUUAAAGGGUUGAACAUUUUACAGCACACUUGUCUUAAUGUGUAAAAACAAUGAGCAAAAGAGACGUCUUCUUUAUAGUCAUUUUUAUUCUAACAAAAUUUAGAAUUGCCAUUAUAUUUAUAUCAGGGCUUAAAAUGUCCUUUUUCCCACUCGCAUCUUGUGUUGCUGCACAGCGUCCUGUUGUUACUGUAAGGUGGGAGCCGGCUGCACGGAACCACCUUGACUGUGUGUUCAUGGGAGCCACCUCUACUGAUACAACCGUACAAGGGAGAGCGCCCCAUAAGCGGUACAUAAUUUCAUACGACUGCUUUGAUCCCUCCAAACAGAAAGGGGAGCACGCACCCUGCUCUUCCUAUUUGCACACUCUUAAACUUAGUGAUUUGUAAAGUUUAAUGACUUAUAUAGCUCAGUAUUAAAAAAUAUGUGCACUUCAGGUCAAGUCAUUAAACUUUACAAUUAUGCUUCUUUUUUAAAAUACUUACCUUUUUGUUACGGUAAACUUAUAUUUUUCAGUAUUUAGUUGAUCAAUGACAAAUCCGGGUUCUUCCAAUCGUGUGCCCCCUUUGGCCUCCAACUCAUGAGGCACACAAUGAUUGGAGGAAGCCAGAUUCGUCAUUGAUCAGCUAAAUACUGAAGGAGAUGCGGGCGGAGGAUCGGCGGUAAGUUUACCGUAACAAAAAGGUAAGUAUUUAAAAAAAGAAGCGUAAUUGUAAAGUUGAAUGACUUAAAGUGCCCAUGUAUUUAAGAGUAUUUUUUAAAUACUGGGCUUUAAGUCAUUCAACUUUACAAAUCACAUUCAUUUCCGUUCAGGUGCAAAGUCAGGACCCUUUAGAUGUCUACAAUUGCCAUUAUAACUAAAAGUGAUCGGUACUUCCAGCACAGCGACACGAGAUUUGAGAAACCAACAGUUGCUGUGGUAAUGACGCCCCCGCCCCCACUAUAUAGACCAAGGCCCAGCGGGUUGAUGGGCACCAGUAAGUGUUAUCACUAGGUGUAGGGCUUGGGCUGUGUGCUGCAGAAUCUGUUGGCGCUCUACAAAUAACCAAUAAUAAUCUGUGUUACCAUGUAUAAGGCCCAUGUGUGUAUUAUGUACAAAAUAUGUCUUUCAGCGUAUGUAUUAUGUUAUAAAUGUUUUAUGAAAUAAAAUACAAAGCAGAGUUUGUGUAUAA
Bombina bombina (fire-bellied toad) is the source of this 6143-nucleotide messenger RNA. RefSeq names its product diphthamide biosynthesis 2 (gene DPH2). The transcript is spliced from 7 exons. Gene Ontology annotation, molecular function: 2-(3-amino-3-carboxypropyl)histidine synthase activity. Lineage: Eukaryota; Metazoa; Chordata; Amphibia; Anura; Bombinatoridae. Gene Ontology annotation, biological process: protein histidyl modification to diphthamide. Bases 96 to 1532 code for a protein of 478 amino acids. The record is from RefSeq and is a predicted model, not a curated record.